CCUUGCAGUGGAGGAGAUUGGCCAGUUAGAGGCUUUUUCUUUUCUUUUCUAAGGCAGCUAUUUAUUGCUGCAUUUCAUUCCUGAAUGUGUUGCUGGAGUCCCCACCCAGAACCGUCCCUGCCAAGCCUGAAAAGAACACACACAACCCUGUUCUCCUGGCCUCCGUUCAGACGCAUGUCCUCCCAAACCCCAGAUUCGAGCUCCCGAGGUCAAGGUUCUUCUCCACAAGAAAGCUGCGGACCCCAAACUGCUCUGCACGUGGACGGGAUGAGAGCGGCAGUUUUGCUUCGCUUGGUGCCGCUGGUCUUCGCCGUGGUGACCACCUGCGUGUUCAUCAGCACCUAUGUCGGCUUCAGGAUGAGAACCAUCCGCGUGCCCCGAUGGCUGGGCUUGGCCUCCAAGGAGGAGACCCGAGUCCCGAAGUUCAAGUGCGGCCUCAGAAAGUCCUGCCCCACCGACUACUUUGCAUUUAAAAUUAACAGCGGGGCCGCCAAUGUCGUGGGACCUUCCAUGUGUUUUGAAAACCAAAUGAUCAUGAGCCCUGUGAAAAACAACGUGGACAGAGGCCUGAAUAUCGCUCUCAUCAAUGGCACUACCGGGGUCAUGGUGAAAUACAGCUCCUUCGACAUGUACUCUGGAGAUCCCGACCAUCUGGUGAAGUUCCUCAAGGAGAUCCCCGAAGACAUGCUGGUGCUGGUAGCCUCCUACGACGACCCGGGGACCAAGCUGAAUGACGCCAUCAGGAAGCUCUUCUCCGACUUGGGGAGUACCCAUGCAAAGCAACUUGGGUUCCGGGACAGCUGGGUCUUCCUAGGGGCCAAAAACCUCAAGAAUAAAAGCCCCUUCGAGCAGUGGUUAAAGAACGUCCCACAGCAAAACAAGUACGAUGGGUGGCCUGAGCUGCUAGAACUGCAGGGCUGUGUGCCCAAGAAGGUGUUUUAGGCCCGGGGUUUUAUGGAAGAAGCUCCUGCCUGACCAAGGAGCCAGGGCCCGGAGGUUGGUCAGCUGGACAAGCUACCGAGCAGACCUGGGGAGAGGAGACGAGCUUGGUGGUUGAUGUCCGUGCUCACUCUGACGAAGCAUCGCCCCCGUUUCUGAAGCCAAGCCCCCCCACUGGGCUGGGACAUCCUGCUUGGGGGGAGACCAGCCUCCCAGGGUCCUUCAGAGACCACCUGCAGCUGUGAGAAGAGGUGGGCUUUCCAUCAGAGAAAAGACUGGCCCCACAGGAGCAAAAUUAAAUGUUACUGUUGCUGA
Messenger RNA from Echinops telfairi (small Madagascar hedgehog), 1254 nucleotides. RefSeq names its product FAM3 metabolism regulating signaling molecule D (gene FAM3D). The coding region runs from base 85 to 942 and encodes 285 amino acids. The record is from RefSeq and is a predicted model, not a curated record. The transcript has 10 exons. NCBI's taxonomy places the organism in Eukaryota, Metazoa, Chordata, Mammalia, Afrosoricida, Tenrecidae.